Messenger RNA from Sipha flava (yellow sugarcane aphid), 3749 nucleotides. RefSeq names its product lysosomal alpha-mannosidase-like. Gene Ontology annotation, molecular function: carbohydrate binding; alpha-mannosidase activity. The record is from RefSeq and is a predicted model, not a curated record. The coding region runs from base 58 to 3096 and encodes 1012 amino acids. NCBI's taxonomy places the organism in Eukaryota, Metazoa, Arthropoda, Insecta, Hemiptera, Aphididae. Gene Ontology annotation, cellular component: lysosome. The transcript has 17 exons. Gene Ontology annotation, biological process: mannose metabolic process.
UCCGCGACGGCUGCGAGACGUGUGCCCGCGCGGUUAACGCGUUGCAUUCAGUCAGUAAUGGUCGCGUUGUCCUUAGGUAUGGCCGUUCGCACUGCACACCCGUCGUCGUCGUCCUUUGACCACCGGUGGUCACGUGUGGUCGGUGCGUGGUACCGGUUCGUUGUGUUCGCGGCGCUCUACGCGUUACUCGCGGGCAGCCGGUCCGCCGAAGCUCAGGAGCCAAGCAGCAGAUGCGCUUCAAAGUCUUGCAACACAGUCCAUCCAAACAAAUUGAACGUCCACCUGAUCGCCCAUACGCACGACGACGUCGGAUGGCUGAAAACCGUGGACCAGUAUUAUUAUGGCAGUAAUAAGGUGCAUGCACCUUUUGGAGUACAGUACAUAUUGGACUCUGUGGUGUCUGAAUUAUUGAAAAACAAAAAUCGAAGAUUCGUUUUUGUGGAGACGGCGUUUUUAUGGCGCUGGUGGGAAGAGCAAGACGAGUGGAACCGGAACAGCUUGAAGACACUUGUAGAUGAAGGACGGUUACAACUAUUACACGGCGGAUGGGUGAUGAGCGAUGAGGCGGUACCUCAUUAUUCAACCCUUAUCGAUCAAAUGACAUUGGGUCUCAAAUUUUUGAAUGAUACUUUUGGUGAGUGUGCACGACCUCGGGUGGCAUGGCAAAUAGACCCAUUCGGACAUUCAAGUGAAGUAGCCGCUGAAUUUGCCGAAAUGGGUUUCGAUGGAUUAGUAUUGGGCCGUAUUGAUUACGAAGAUAUAGCUCUCAGAAGAUCACAGAAAACAAUGGAAGUUGUAUGGAGACCGGAUAUCAACAUGGGACAAAGUGGUGAAUUAUUUACAAGCGUGUUGUAUAAUCUAUACGUUGCGCCCGAAGGAUUUUGUUUUGACGCGUUUUGCAACGAUGAUCCUAUUUUAGAUAACCCGAAACUGCACGGGUACAACGUCGAUGCAAAAGUAGAAAACUUCGCAAACCAUGUCCAAAGAUACGCUUCAGCAUACAAAACGAAUAAUAUUAUGAUGACCAUGGGAGGCGAUUUCUCUUACUCAGUAGCGUCAUCGUGGUUCAGGAACAUGGAUAAAUUAAUCAAGCAUGUUAAUAAAUUGAAACCGGAAUUAAACGUAUUAUACUCUACACCUGAUUGUUAUUUGUCUGCCCUGCAAAAUACCGACAACGUUACUUGGCCACUUAAGGAUACGGACGAUUUCUUCCCUUAUGCGCACGACGAACAUUCAUAUUGGACGGGGUAUUUCACCUCCAGAUCGAAUUUAAAAUACAUGAUUUGCAAAGCGAACAACUUAUUACAGGCAGUGAAGCAAAUCAGUUCGAUUCUUGGAGACGGGGUCAACGGAAGUGUCCAAAAAUUGGCUAUAGUCGUUGCCCAGUCGCAACAUCACGAUUCCAUUACUGGCACGGAAAAACAGCAUGUGUCUGAUGAUUACGCUCUUUAUUUAGACGAAGGAAUCGAUGAGUCCCAAAAAGUGUUAACGGCCGCUUACAGGAAAUGGUUUGGAAACGACUUUCCCGAACAACGCUAUUGCAAGUUGCUCAACAUCAGCGAGUGCGACGUUUCGGAAAACAAUUCUAAAUUCGUGAUCACCUUGUACAACCCGCUGUCGCACGCCGUCACCACCCCGGUGCGCAUCCCCGUCAAAUACGCGGAUUACAAGGUCACCGGUCCGAAUGGGUCCAACGUGCAGUACGAACUGGUGUUCUUACCCGGUCAAAUUUUCCGACUCGGGGGCCGCGGUUCGAAUGCAACGCACGAGCUAGUAUUUAUCGCCAGUGAAGUGUCGCCGUUGGGAUUAGUCAACUAUCACGUGGAGAGAAUCAAAGAAUUAGAAGCCCCACCGAGACCGGCGGUGCACAACAGCACCGAGGAUGUGAUGAUUGACAACGGGAAAUUAAAAAUCGGUUUCAACGGUACCAGUGGCCUCGUGCAGUGGAUCGAGAAAAACGGCACACGAUAUCCUUUGCAGCAGAAUUUCUUUUACUACGAGUCCAUGAAAGGAUACAAUUUCAACGCUGAUAACCGUGCUAGCGGAGCUUAUAUUUUUAGACCCACUAAAAAUCAGCCAACUGUAAUAUCAGAAAAAAUUAAUUUGACAAUUUAUCGAGGAAAAAACGUGCAUGAAGUUCAUCAGUCUUUUAGUUCUUGGUUAAGUCAAGUAGUUAGGAUUUACGACCAACAAGAAUUAAUCGAAUUCGAAUGGCUCGUGGGACCUAUUCCUAUAAUGGAAUGGGUUGGAAAAGAAGUCAUUACUAAAUAUACAACUAAAAUAGCGUCGAACGGUACAUUUUACACGGAUUCGAAUGGUAGAAGGUGGAUGAAGAGGAAGCUGAAUUAUCGGUCGUCUUGGAAUUUAACACUAACCGAACCUGUCGCCUCUAAUUACUAUCCAAUCACUUCGAGCAUAGCAAUCAGAGACUCCAUUCACCAGGCUACGGUAGUAACCGAUCGACCUCAGGGGGGUUCUAGUAUUGAAGACGGCACAUUAGAACUUAUGCUUCAUCGUCGACUUUUAUACGAUGACAGUCAAGGGGUUAGUGAACCAUUGGACGAGAAUCAAUAUGGAGAAGGCAUGGUGACCAAAGGAAAACAUAUAUUACACUUUAAUGAACUAGAUAAAGCUGCCAAAGCGCAUAGACUAUCUGCGCUCCACACCGUCAUGCAACCUGUUAUUACAUUAGCUCCGACUCAUAUGGGAAAUACCGAAUGGGUUUCUAAGUUCAGUGCUACGUAUAACAUGUUGAACGUAACAUUGUCUUCAAAUAUACAUAUUUUAACUUUGGAACAUUGGAGAAACAAUCAAAUUUUAUUGCGAAUAGAACAUAUAUUCGAAAAGAACGAAGAUAGAUUUUUAUCCCUGCCCGAAAAAGUUCCUCUUGAUAGAUUAUUUUUGCAUUUGGAAGUGUUGGCGUACCAAGAACUGACGCUGAGCGCGAAUUUAGCUAAGAAAGAUCUAGAUCGUUACCGAUGGAAUUAUAGUGAUAAACCGCAAUCUCAAGGACCAGAAUUGGACGAACAGUUACCUGAAGUUCUUCUCACGCCAAUGGCCAUUAGGACUUUUUUGCUUACAGUGAAAAAACGAUAGUGCUAACCUAUACCUACAUAUGCGUAUUAAUUUAUUUUGAUUCUUACGGUUGAAAUAAAGCUAAGCGGUUAUGAUAUAAGAGACUUUUUUACUAAUUUUUUUAUUAUUAUUAUUUUUUCAAUUGUUUUCUCUCACGCAGAAAUGUAAUACUCAAAGGAAAAUAAUUAAACUGAAUUAUUGAAUAUAAUUUUAAAAUUUUUAUUCUUGUUGAAAAAGCAUUUACUGUAGAAAUAAAACGAAGAGUUAGUCAUUCAAAGAAGGAAGUUUUGUAUAUAUUAUAAUCCGUGCAAAAAAAUAUUUAUUCCGCUAUUUAUUACAGUUUUUAUUUAUACAAUUUAAUAGAUAACUAUAAUAUAAAAAAAAACCAUAUGCGUCCUUAGAUAAUGGUGUCUAAAGACGUUGUUGGAUUAAUUGUUGUCGAAUUUCAUAUUAUAAAUUACAACGCAAACGUCGUUAGGUUAGCCUGUCUACCGCACCAAAACUAUACCUUGCAAAGGUCCGUUUUAUUCCCUCGUGCAUGACAUAUGAUUUGUGUAAAAUUUGUAGUAUAUAACGUAUUAGACUAAUUUUAUAAUUUAAUCGAUUUAAAUUUACGGAUUCAUUUCACUUGUAAAUCAUGAACGUAAUAAAUAGUAACCAUUGUUUGUUUGAUA